AUGUCACGAAAGAAGGACGCCGCACCGUCUGGCAGUUGCCCCAGAGCGAAAGUCGCGAGGUUAGAUUCAUAUUGUGGUUUAUCCGAAAGCGAAGUGCGUAGCAUUUGUACUAUAAACAAUGUGUAUUUUUCUUCUGAUAGUGAAGAAGAGCCGUUUCCUGGUAGUGAUAGCGAGUAUAAACCGAGCUCUUCGGAUGAAAGUGAGUCUUUUGAAGAAGGUCCAGAAUCUGACCAGGAAGUGAGUAUCACAAACGAGACUGAAGCACCCCAAGGUGAGAUUCCAACACCCGAGGUUGUAGUCGGUCACGAAGAUUUACAGAUUUUGUGGACAAAACAUGAUUUUAUUCCAGUAGUUCAUGAAUUCGACAGUAGCAAUAGCGGAAUAACCGAUAAGUCUUUACAUGGAAAAAGGGAGAUAGAAUUCUUUUUACAACUUUUUACCGAAGAUAUUGCUACUACCAUUAUUGAGGAAACAAACAGGUAUGCAGUUCAGCAGAAUGCACCACAAUGGACAGCUAUUGACUUGAACGAAUUUUUCGUGUUUAUUGGUAUAACGAUGCUGAUGACAAGAAAUAAAAAACUUACUAUCAAGGAGUUUUGGUCCAGGGACGAGCUGCUACAUUCCCCUAUUUUCGGAAAAAAAAUGUCAAGGGACAGAUACCUGCAAAUUCAAAGGUAUUUACACUUUUGCGACAAUGAGAAUGCUUCCGCUAAUAAUCGUCUCUAUAAAGUCGACCAUAUUCUAUUGCGAAUAAAGGAGAGGUUUCAAACACAAUUUCGGCCAUUUCAGGACCUUGUUAUCGAUGAAAGCUUAAUACUUUUUAAAGGCAGAUUAAGCUUUAAGCAGUUUAUAAAAAGUAAAAGACGCCGUUUUGGAGUUAAGUUAUUUGUUUUAUGCGACUGCGAAACAGGAAUAGUAUUGGACUUCAUAGUAUAUUUGGGAAAAGCUACAAGUGAAAAUUUGGGACCCAAUGAAGACCUCGGUAUAUCCGGAGCUGUUGUAACGAAGCUCAUGGAUCAAUAUCUUAACAAAGGACACUCGCUAUUUACAGAUAACUACUAUAGUAGUCCUGCCUUGUCAACUUUUCUUUUUAAAAGUAACACUAACUCUUGUGGAACUGUCCGGCCACAUAGAAAACAUAUGCCAAAGUUCACCGGCAAACUAAAUAAAGGAGAUGUUGAAUGGUAUUCCAGUGCUAAUCUAUUGGUAAUAAAAUGGAAAGAUCGUCGAGAUGUUCAUAUGAUAACCACUAUGCAUGCAAACGAAAUUGAAGUUCUUCCCAAAGGAGACAGGAUCACUAAAGAAAACGUACGGAAGCCCAGAUGUGUAGUGGAGUAUAUUAAUAAAAUGGGAGCAGUCGACCGUACUGACAUAAUGAUUUCUAGUAUUGACAGUAUGCGUAAAAGCAUAAAAUGGUAUAAGAAGUUGUAUUUUCAUGUUAUGGAUGUUUGUUUACUUAAUGCCCACGCCAUGUUUUUGACCACAGAUGCUAGAAAAAUUCCAUUAGCGGCAUUUCAGUUAGAGAUCAUUCGUCAGUUAUUUGAGAGGUUUUCCACAAAUAAUCCAGUAACAAGGCCUGAUCUGAACCUUAAUUCUGCACGAUUAACCGAUAGGCACUUUCCGAUGUGCGUUCCAGGCACAGAAAAGAACAAGAAUCCUUCCAGACGAUGUCUGGUUUGUUCCCAUACGAAAAAACGAGAAAGAAAAAGGAAAGACACUAGGUAUAUGUGCAAGGACUGCAAUAUUGGACUUUGCAUUAUACCUUGCUUUCAAAUUUACCACACCCAAGCUAACUUUUAA
This is a messenger RNA of Anthonomus grandis grandis, 1800 nucleotides long. RefSeq names its product piggyBac transposable element-derived protein 4-like. The coding region runs from base 1 to 1800 and encodes 599 amino acids. The transcript is spliced from 2 exons. Lineage: Eukaryota; Metazoa; Arthropoda; Insecta; Coleoptera; Curculionidae. The record is from RefSeq and is a predicted model, not a curated record.